Trichophyton rubrum CBS 118892 is the source of this 3053-nucleotide messenger RNA. RefSeq lists its product as uncharacterized. Gene Ontology annotation, biological process: response to oxidative stress. The record is from RefSeq and is a predicted model, not a curated record. The coding region runs from base 831 to 3053 and encodes 740 amino acids. The transcript has 3 exons. Gene Ontology annotation, molecular function: heme binding; peroxidase activity. NCBI's taxonomy places the organism in Eukaryota, Fungi, Ascomycota, Eurotiomycetes, Onygenales, Arthrodermataceae.
GAUGGCUGACUGGGGCUCCAGCUCAGCUGAGACAGGCAUAUUUGCUACCCCAGCUUUUCUUCGGCAAACAAUUGCAGCGAGAGGAGAGGAAAUGCCGUAAAUGCGUGAUUCAGCAUGCAAAACUGAGACAUUGACACUUAAAACCCGGUGAUAUUGACCAGGAGAGCCACUAUUUUAAGCAUGCCAUAUUGUGAAGCUACCAGCAAAGCAUCAGGAGAAAAAGCAAAGAUGAGUCCAACAGCCCAGAUCUCAACCAUUAUAUAUGAAGUACACAAACUUUCGAGUUAGCGCGGCCCACCUGGGCGCAUUUUUAGUUGUCGGAGCUGCAGCUAACUAGAAACCGUGUCUUUUCUCUUUUGCACCCCUGGACCCCCGAUGCAGCAUGGAUCAAGGAUCAAUUGGCACAAGCUACCAAUGUAAACAGCCGAAAGAACGAAACUCUCUUGAGAUGAGAAGCUGCUUGGCCAAAGUGAGGCAUGCUUUACUUACGGAGGGUGACUGGCAACUGGCAGCUAAGUAAUAAUGGUGCCGGGAGCUGCAGAGUGACGGGCGAGGAUGCACAAGUAUCUGCACUCCGUAGCUAUACCCCCUGAGCUGCCGAUACCAACAUUCAGCUACGGAGCACUCCGUACUUCUGUAUCGAACAGGCAAGGCGUGUGAGCUCAGGUCGACGGCGUCCUUUGCCUCUCUUACCUGGCUGGAACGCAAAUAUAACUACUAACUAUAUACCUGCUGUCCUCCGUUAGCUGCUAGCUAUACAUAUUUCUAUCGUCGCCAUCUAUCAAAGGGCCUCUGGCUCCACGAGAAAGAGCAAAAGGACGACGCUGAGGAUGCUGACCAACUUGUCCGUCGUAUGGGCAGCGUUUGCUCUCUCCGGAGCCCUGGCUCUGCCAACAUGGCCAUCCUCUGUUGACGAGCUAGAAGACCUCAUGUUUCUCAACACCGGCUACCACGCCCGAGGAUUUUCAGCCGGCGUCACUCCGUGCUCGUUCUCCCAGCAAGGCCCGUCUCGAGUCGCAUCUGCUGAGUGGGUUCGCACUGCCUUCCAUGACAUGGCCACAGGAAACUCCUUCACUGGCGUGGGCGGCCUGGAUGCCUCGAUCGUGUUUGAGCUGGGCGGAAAAGGGGGAGAGAACAUCGGGGCAGGAUUCAAUACCACGCUGGAGACCUACACUCCCUUCUUCUCAACGCGGUCAUCCAUGGCUGACUUGAUAGCUCUGGGCGUCUACACCGCCGUCAGGUCCUGCGGAGGGCCGGUCGUCCAGAUCAGGGCUGGGAGAAUCGACGCCACCGCACGGGGGUCGAUUGGAGUGCCGCAGCCUGAGAACUCCCAGGGCACCUUUAUCAACCAGUUUACGCGGAUGGGGUUCAAUGUCUCGGACAUGAUCGCCGUCACUGCAUGCGGACACACGAUGGGCGGAGUCCACGCCUCAAACUUCCCCCAGAUCGUUGUCCCCGGGUCUGCGCCAAACGACUUUCAGCUGUUUGAUUCGACCGUUGCCUUCGACGAGAAGGUGGCAGCGGACUUUGUGGGCGGAGUGGCCGGAAACCCGCUUACUAGCACAACGGCGAAGCGAAACCAGCGGGACGCAGAUACGAAGGUCUUCACGGCCGACCGGAAUGUCACAAUCAAGACAUUAGCGGACCGGGCUACCUUUCGAUCUACAUGUGCCAGAGUCCUCCAGAAGAUGAUAGAGGUCGUUCCUUCGGGCGUGAACCUGACGGCCCCCAUAGCGCCCUACGAAGUGAAGCCAGGCAGGCUGCAGCUCUCCCUGGCUGGCAACGGCAGCACUAUCGCCUUCACUGGUGAAAUCCGGGUCAGAACCACCUCCCGGCCGGUCACUUCUAUCUCAAAGGUCGAGCUUGUCUACAAGGACCGUACAGGAGGCUCUAGUUGCGGAUCUUGUGUUAUCAGUACUGAGUACAAGGGCACCGCUGAGGGCUUUGAUGAUUCCUUUGCAUUCUAUGGAUUUGAGGCCCGCUUCCCCGUCGAAACUGCCAUCUCCAAGUUCAACGUACGAGUGGUUUUGAGCACUGGAGAGACUGUUGUUUACAACAACAAUGAGUCCAGUUACCCUGUUCAGGAUACGAUUAUGCUUCAACCCAGGCAGAGCUGCGUUUUGGGAGGAGAGGUGCCCGGGAAUCUCGUUGUAGUAGCCGCUGUCCGGAACAAUGCCAAUACAGGAAGUGUUAAACUCUCUGUUACGACUAAAACGCCGCGAAGUUGCUGUGUGACUCCAGCCUUGACGACUCAGUCGGUUCCAAUGUCACCACAGACGACUGUUGGUCCUUAUACGCUUUAUUCUGGAAACCUUACCCUGGCAGCUGCGUACAGGUCCAAUGCCAAAUUUGAUGUCUCCCUCACGAGCGGCGGAGCAGUGAUAUCAGAUUCGUUUAAAAACACCGCAGACCUGGGCUCAACCUGUGCCCCCUUUGGCUCAAACGACACCACGAUGCCAGACUACACCUUUGAUGGAUGCUACACCGAUACCCCUGAGUCAAGGGCCCUCACGAGUGUUGCGUUUGUGAACCAAAACAUGACGGUUGCGGCAUGCUCUGGCCUUUGCAAAGGCUACCAGUUCUUCGGCCUUGAGUAUGGAACUGAAUGUUACUGCGGAGACUCAAGAAGUAACUCCAGCAUGCAAGCUCCCAAGUCGGAGUGUAACCAGCCUUGCGGCGGUGAGAGCUCUGAGACAUGCGGUGCAGGGUACCGGAUCGCUAUCUAUAAAGACGACAAAUGGGUACCCAUCACCAGCCCUCAGAUACCGGGGUACAACUACACGGGAUGCUACAGCGACUCCCCCAGUAACCGAACCCUGUCAGGCAGCUUCACGUACAACGAAAAGAUGACGGUAGAACUGUGUGCCUCCUUCUGCAAUGGCACAAAAUACUUUGGAGUAGAAUAUUUCAGCGAGUGUUACUGUGGAGCUAAUAUGUUCCCUGAGAGCACCAUCCAGCCUGAAUCGGACUGUGGCUUCUUCUGCUCGGGGAACAAAACCCAGCACUGUGGUGGAAGCAAUAGGAUAAACAUAUACACGAAACUCGACAUGUGA